This is a messenger RNA of Heterotrigona itama, 282 nucleotides long. The record is from the annotation of a GenBank genome assembly. Lineage: Eukaryota; Metazoa; Arthropoda; Insecta; Hymenoptera; Apidae.
AUAUCGGGCGAAAUUAUCCAAAUUGAUGCAGGCCAUUGUCGUAAACUAUGCCCACGACACGUGCUAGACGAUCCAGGAGACGCGAGUCGACCUACUGUACAGGAAUGCAGAGUUAUGGAGGCACAUAGAUGUGUGCACUGCGUGACUCAUCUGCCGCAGGAUGCACCUGGUCAAAAAACUUUUCGGUUGAUGGCCGUCUUAGUGCAUCGAGUUUACAAUAAAAAGACACGUAACCAUCGAACCGGUCGUGAAAUUGUUGAAUUCGUCGAACCUGGAAUCUUU